Molecule: messenger RNA, 6561 nt
Organism: Cavenderia fasciculata
Lineage: Eukaryota; Evosea; Eumycetozoa; Acytosteliales; Cavenderiaceae
Exons: 5
Coding region: 1-6561 (2186 amino acids)
Biological process (GO): double-strand break repair; chromosome organization
Cellular component (GO): chromosome
Molecular function (GO): protein binding; ATP binding
Source: RefSeq, a predicted model, not a curated record
AUGACAAAGAAUAGUAGUUCAAGUAGCAGUAGUAGUUCAAAGAAAAGUAGUAGCAGUUCAAAUGGAAAGCAUAAAAGAAAAAAACAACAAGAAGAAGAAGAUGAUAUAGAUAUAGAUGGACUCGAUUUCGGAGAUACCGUCGUAUUACCACCAUCUCAACCUUCCCAAGCAACUACAAACAACUUCAACAACAACAAUAAUACAAGUCAAUCAAGUACAAUAUCAACAGCUUCACAACAACCUCCUCCCAUAGUCAUCAAGAAACAAAGAACCAAUAUCCCUAAAAGUAAUAAAAGUAGUGGUAGUAGCAGUAGUAGUAGUGGUAGUGGAUCUGGUAAACAACAAUACAAUCCUUCAGAAUUGGUAAUUAAAAAUACACCUGAAUCAAUUGUCAUAUCAAGAAAAGGAGAACAUUAUUCAUUUAAAACGCCUCCAACAUUUAAUGAACUAAAAGUAGUAGUUCAAAAUUUAGAAUUAAUUGAUUCAUCAGAUCCAAUGUAUUUUUGUGACUUAUCAAAUCAUCUUGUACAGGAUGAGUCAUCAUACCAGAAAUUCUUAACCACUCAAAACAAUAUGUUAAUCUUGUAUACAGAUGGUGAGAAUCCUUUAGAAACACCAGAAGAGAUUAUGGUUGAUGUUACACCUUCAAAAAAUAUUUUAUUAAAAGCUGGUACUUCUGAAUACAAUUUACCAAAUGCUGUAGCAGAAUUUAUAGAUAAUAGUAUUCAAGCAACUAGAAAUAAUGAUUUUUCAGAUAAACAUAUUAAAAUUACAAUUAAAAAACCUGAUCAUAAUAAUAUUUCUAGUAUAAUAAUUUGGGAUAAUGGAUCAGGAAUGAAUAAAGAAGAAUUACAAAGAUGGGCAACAAUGGGUAUGAGUCAAGCAAAUUCAAUAGAUAUGAAUCAAAUUGUGACGAAAACGUCAUCGUCAACACCUAGUUCAGCAGCAACUACUGGAUUGAUUUCAAGAUUUGGAGUUGGAGCAAAAAAGUCUGCUUUUUAUUUGGGUCAAGAGAUUACAGUUAUUACCAAAGUACAAGGUAGUAAAUUGGUGAAUCAGGCCAAGAUUUCUUUGGAUAUUCUUAGUGCCACUGGAGAUCAGGAAUGGAAAAUUCCAAUCACAGUGCGUGAGGCAUCCUACGAAGAGUUGGCUCACCCUCAAUUCACACAAGUGACAAUAUCCGAUGUUUCAAUGUUUAGCGACGCCUCAUUUGCCGAUACCAUGAUCAAUUUACAAAGAGAUUUGGCUCAUAUUUACUAUUAUUAUUUACAUGCUGAUCCUGCCAGCACCUCUCACUAUUCGUUUGACGAUGAUGAAGUUGCUGCUGCGGCGGCAGCAAAGAAAAAGAAAAAGAAACAAUCAUCACCCAAUUUAGGAACACAAGAUAUGGAUGAUAGUGGAGGUGAAUCAAGUGGUGAAGAGGAUAAUGAAGAUAGUCCAAAACCAGCCAAAAUAGUCAAGCCUAUGGAUUACCAUAUUUCACUAAACAAUGUCGAUCUUGGAAAGGUAGAAGGUGAUAUGGAAUCUUUGUAUUUGGAAUUUGGACAUCGAUUAAAAACAUUUGAAUUGCGUGUUCCAACUGUAGAUGGUGAAAGUUCGAUGGUAAUGGUUCAUUUACGUUACUUUCCCUACAUUAAUGAACGUGAAACACUUCCCAUUCCCUAUCACAUUCAAAGAGAACAUCCUAUUGAAGAAUUGGAAACAUUCCCUCUGACACUUAGAAAACCUGGAUUUGAAGUGUUUUGGAAUGGUAGACUCAUUUCAGAGGCUCAUAUUGAUCGUCUUGGUUUCAUGACGAUUGGUAUUGUAGAUGGUGAAAGACUCGAGGAAAAGUGGGUACAACGUGUAAAAGGUGCCAUCUUUUUAGGAUCUUCAUUCCCAGUGACACACAACAAGAUGCAUAUUAUCAAGGAACAUCAAAUCUUUUCAAAUUUGGAAAAGGCAGGAACACGUCAAAACAAUACAGAGUGGAAAAAGUGGCUCAAGCGAUGUCACAAAAUGGAUCAAGAUUUUCAAUUUGAAUUUUUACGUUAUGAUUCUGGUUUUAAUCGUACCUAUUGUAAAUCCAUCUCAUUUAAUGGUGUUACUUAUUAUAAUGAAGAACAUGUCACACUGACAACCAAACCAACCUCUCAUGGAACCAUCAAAUCCAUUUAUUUCCCAGGUACUCUCGAACAACGUACCGGCGACUUUUUCAUGGAAUAUGAAAAACUUCACUUUAAACCAAUGCCUCUUGAACAACAUCUUUGUGGUCGUAUCAAAGUAAAACUCAAACCAGCCGAAUUUAAAAAGCUACUCGAUACUGCAAAAUCCAAACUCCCAUCAAAGAUUAAGAUUUAUGAAGGUGAUGGUGCACCACUCCCCAAAAGAGAAUACAAUUCUGGAGAAUAUAUUAAAUGGUUGUCGAUUCAGUUGCUCGAUAGCCAACAACCACCCAAAGAGGUAGAGAAGCGUAUGAUUGAUUCUGAAAAGAUUCUAAUUACCCUCACCAUCAAAUACAAGAAUCCUCAGGGUGGUCCCGAGCAACUACUAUUCACAAGAGAGUCAUCUCUAUUUUAUCAAGGUGGUAGAAUGUCAUUCAAAGAUAUUGACGAAUUUAAACGUGCUGGUACAUACGAGUUUACGUUUACAUCAAACUAUCCUGGACUUUCUCCAGCCGUUCAUUAUGCCAAAGUCAUUCAUGGCAAGGAAUGUGGUGCCAUUGCUUCAUUUGACUUGACAAAAGAACAACAGAAAAAAGAUCUUUCAAUUUGUCUAGAAUCACCAUUUCCACUUGUUGUCAUCACUCUACUUGAUGAACAAAAAAAUUCAGUCCCCUUUUCCAACACUCCAAAUCCAAAAUCUUUAAAAUAUUCUGCUGAAGUUUUAAUUGAUGAUAAUAAUAAUAAUAAUAGUCAAGAUAAUCAAAAUAAUAAUAAUAAUAAGAUGAUUAGAAAGAAAUUACCAGGAGUUGUGAUAUCAGGACCAAUAUCAAUAUUAAUUGAUCAAGAUGGUAGAUUAAUAUUAAAAGAUAUCAAGAUUAUGCAAGGAGAUUUGGGUGAAGAGUCAGAAGAAAGAAUCAUAUUGUUUGUAGAAAUACCAAGUACUGAUGGUUUGACAACUUAUACUUGUAUGUUGGAUCCAAUCCGUGUUACUUCUGGUCCACCAGUUACCAUGUCAUUUUAUGAUGAUCCAUUCCCAACACCUUAUCAGAACCUUUCCUAUGUUCCAUCGUUCCAGGUAUUCCUCAAGGACAAGAGUGGAAAUAUUUUUGUGCCAGGGUCUGGUGGUGAAAAGAAUGAUACAUCGGUAUCAUCACAACGAAGCAAAAGGUCAUCUCGUGUCAAACAAAAUGCAAAUCAACCACCAUCGAGCUACAUUCACGUAACUAGUGCAGUUUUGGAUGAAGAUAUUAUGGUGGUUGGUGAUGCAGUGACAGGUGACUUUACAUUUGGUGACAGUAAAGCAUUGUUUAUUCGAGAAAAGGUUGUCCUCCCAUUCGAACUAGCUCCACAACCAAUGGAUAUUGACGUUCACUCUACUUCAAUCGUUCAAUUUACCUACUAUUUUGACAAAAAGGAAAUAUUCUAUUGUGAAAAGCAUCUAAAGAUUUUGCCAUCACCCAAACCAGCAUGUUUGCGUAUCGAACCAAUUAGCGCAGGUGAAACCAAUCUAGCAAUCACCAUGGACGAUGGAUCGUUCCGUACCAUGGCAGGAUCAACACUAUUGUUUGGACUCAAAGUGUAUAGUGCAGGUGGUGGUGGUCGUGGUCCUUUUGAAUUGAGUGGUCUCGAUGGAAAGAUCACAGCAUCAUGGGACCCCAAAUCAUCUAAAGAUAUGGAAAUGAAUCUAAACAAUAUGUUUACUCUACCAAAGCUGAUCACAGACAAGAUGACACGAUCGUUUAUCUAUUCUGUUACUGCUGCCCUACCCAUUACAGCAGCCACCGCAGUACCAUCUAGCAAGACCAAGAAAACGGCAGAAUUAAAGUGUGACUUUUCAGUUCAGACUACUGGUGGCACUCCAUCAUCGUUUUUCGCAACCUUUGGUCGUGGUACCACCACCAAGAUUAGAUGUGAUUCAGAGGUGUUUUUGGAAUUACGUCUACACGACAAACGUGGCAACACGGUUACACCAGCCGACUCUCGUGGACAAUUUGUCAUUGAACCAGUGUUUGAACUGGCUGCACAACCCGAUGCUGCCAACAAACCACACUCUCAAAUGGAAAUCAAGAGUACCCAUAUCGGAGAAUUUGACCCCGACAAACAAAUGUAUCCUUGUAAAUUGGUGAUGGUUGGUUAUGGUGAUUUGGCGCUGACAGUACUUGAUCGUAACAAAAAUAUAUCAGAAUAUACAUUACGAUUCACAAUGAUUGAAGGAUCGGCAUCGGCAGUCAAAAUCAAUGGUCUAUCUUUGGUAUCGGUUAAUUGUUGUCAUGGAGAAAACAUUGAGGACUUCCAAGUCACCAUUUGUGACACUCUAGGCAAUACAGUACCAACCAUCAAUGGUGUCGAACUCAUUUGUGAAUGGGCAGAUUCUCGUGAAACUCCCUUUGUAGUGAAACGUAAAACUAUCAUCAAGGGAGGUCAAGGACUGAUAUCAACAAAGAAUGUAGCUCUAACAAGUGUAGAUGGAGUGUACGAGAUGACAGUACGAACACAAUUACCUACCAUCAAACCGGCCACUGUGAAAAUCACGGUAAAGGGAGGUAUGUCUAUCUACCUCUACAAUGAAGAUCCAAUGGUCAUUCAACCCAACAUGGAUCUGCCACCGAUCCGUAUAGCCCUUCUCAAUGCCGAACGUAUGAGAAUGAUUGUCGCCAAGGAGAAUGUUCAUUUGGUGAUGAACCACAAGACAAUCGAUUGUGAAAAGACCGAUGAAGAUGGAUCAGUCUAUGUGUUUGCCGGUGCCAAGUCCUUUAGAAAGGCUGGUGAACAUCCUCUUCGAUUCGUGUAUCAAACUGCCAGUGGUCUCAAGAUUGAAUUGGGUGCCACUCUUCUCAUCAUGCCCGACCCACCUGCCAAGAUGGCCAUCGAAGGACAGAUUAGCGGAGAAACAUCGUCUGUCCUCGCAACCGACCUCAAAAUAUACGCCACUGAUCGUUAUGACAACAAAAUAUCGGCCAGUAUGAAGGGUGCCGUCAGAAUCAAACUCGUUGCCUCUCGUUCCGACAGUCAGAGCCAAAACAUGCCCGUCUUGGCUCAAGAAUACCUAUCAUCGUUUGAUUUGGCCACUGGAUACGCCACUUUUCCCAAAAUCGCCCUCAAAGAAAACAUUGGUCUCUCUGAAGCGUACCAACUCGUCUUUGAAGCGUCUGGAGGCAAGAUUCCACCCAUUCGAUCACAGGAAUUCUUUUUCCGCAACCUCAAAGAAGACAUUGACAAAAAGUCACAACUUGAAAUGCGUCGUGUCGCUCUGGGCAAAGAGAUUGCCGAUCUCCGUAAAAUGCAAGAGGAAACUGCCCUCAACAUGCAAAUAUCUCGAACCAAAAAAGAACAAAUGCGUGAUCAAUCUGAAGAUUUACUUGCCAAACUCGAAAAAUACAUUCCCGAUUUUAGCAAACAAUCCAACAAUCCAGAGGAAGUAAAGAGAUUUAUCAAUGAAGAUUCGGUUCGUUUGGAAGAAUUAAAGAAUCGUACGGACCGUCGACGCGCCCCAACACCCAACAAUCAAAUCUCUAGAGAAAUGUCAGAUUUGGCAAGAUCGGGUGGCGAAGAUACUGGUAUCAUUGGUUUAGUCAUGGAGAUUAUAUGUUGUGACAACCCAACAGAAUCUAAAUUGAUUGCUCGUGUCCUUGGCAAACGUAUGGAAGCUGUCAUUUUCACAACUCACGAUAAACUUCAAACCUAUAUGAACCGUUACAAAGAUAGUCGUAGUAGUGUUUCUUUUAUUGCUAUUAGUUUAAUUCAAGCUUUUUAUAGUAAUAAUCAACAACAAAAUGGACAAAAUGGUCAUCAACAACAACAAUCGCAACAAGGUGGUAAAUUACAAUUAAAUCCAUUCCCAGGAGCACCAUCUAAUGGAUAUGUUGGACAUUUGGUGAAUCGAGUACAAUUUAGAGAGAAACAUGAACAAUAUAGAGCUACGUUGGGAUGGACAUUGUUUAGAGAUACUUUGGUGUUUAACACUGUCAAGGAUGCUCUAGAGUAUAGACACUACCUCUCCAAGAGAAACAAACCUUGUCCAACCAUCAUUACACUGCAAGACGAAGAAAUCAUUGAAGGUUCUGGUUUUGUAACUGUUGGCAAAAAGGAUCAUGGUCGCGAUGAAUAUCUUUUGGGUCAACUUCCAGUCACAGAAACAGCAGAAUACAUUGAGUUGUACAGAAGAAAGAAUCUAUUGGAAGAAUACAAAAAAUCAAAACACAACUCUUAUUUGUUUAGAAAAGAGGUUGAUCGUGUUUUACAAGAAGAAAUUCAACGUGGUAUAGAACUUAAAGGUCAAAUUCAACAAAAGGAACAAGAACAAUCAAAUACUAUUGCUUUACUUCAAAAAUUGGAACCUAAAUUUUCUCAACAAAAUCAUUCAAGUUCACAACAACAAAAUCAUUCAAGUUCUCAACAAAAUAGUCAACAUCGUUAA